AUGGGGUUCUCUGGACAUCAAGGAAUGAUAAUUACAGUUUUACUUAAUGCCAGUCAAGCAAUAGGAAGACCAUUGAUUGGUUAUCUUAGUGAGAAAUUUGGAAGAACCAAUUUUACAAUGUUUGCAACUUUUUAUACUGCUGUUAUGUCUCUUGCAUUUUGGAUAAACGUUAAUAAUUAUGCUGCUUUAGUAAUAUUCACAUUGAUGAUUGGUUUAUUAGUUGGGAUAAGUUCAGUUAAUGUCGUUCCAUUGGUUGCUGAUGUGGUUGGAUUAAAUUCAUUUGCAAGUGGGUUGGGAUAUGCAAAUACAAUAAAUGCAAUCAUGUCUUUAAUUGCAGAAGUGAUUGGAUUAAAUUUACGUGACUACUCAUCACCAAAUAGAAAUCCUUAUUUCCAUUGUCAAAUCUUUGUUGGUGUUUUAUAUUUUUGUGGAUUUAUUGCCUUAAUACCAUAUAGGGAAUGGAAAGUUAGAAGAAUGCUUCAUCAAUUGAAAGACUCUAAAAAAUUGACACAAGAUGAAAGGAAAUCAUUCAAUGAUUUAUUAGAAAAUAAAGGGUUUAUUGGAUAUUUACAAAGAGCUUUCCAUUUUACCAUUACUUAG
Molecule: messenger RNA, 600 nt
Organism: Hansenula ciferrii
Lineage: Eukaryota; Fungi; Ascomycota; Saccharomycetes; Phaffomycetales; Wickerhamomycetaceae
Product: putative transporter
Exons: 1
Coding region: 1-600 (199 amino acids)
Biological process (GO): transmembrane transport
Molecular function (GO): transmembrane transporter activity
Source: RefSeq, a predicted model, not a curated record